UGAUGUUGAUCUCUGUCCAGAAAUUGCGUUGUAUUCAUUGCUUUCUGACAUAAACUUCCAUUCACUCCUGUCUUUUGUUUACGAAAAAUCAGCUGGCAUUAAAAAAAACAUGAAAAUGUUUACUUCUAAUGUAAAGUUUUUAUAAUUUCUCUUCAAUUGAAUAAGUGAAAUUUUCUCCUCUUAAAUUGCAGAAUCAUUUUUGUGAAUUGAACUUUCGAAAUCUUUAAGAAAUAUAAUAAUAAAAAAAGUUUGUCAACUACAUUCGACAAAGAUUUGUCUUUUAAAAAGUGACACUAAAAAUGGAUGUUAAGAGUCUAGAACAUCCGACAUUGAAGGUCCCGUACGAGUUGCUGAACAAGAAAUUUCGUUCAGCACAAAAGACACUGGAUCGAGAGGUGUCUCAUGUCCAGUCAGCGGCGAAUGAAUUGGAAAAGGGAUUAUCCGAGGAUGGGACAAGAGUUCCCACUGGGGAUAUAACAAGUCUUCUGGGCGGAGUUGUUGCCCGGCUUCAAGUCUUAAAACGAAAAGCUGAAGAAUCUAUUGCCGAGGAGCUUCAGGCUGGAAUGGUGUGUAAACGACGUUUGGAUCAUUUGAAAGAUCACUCGAAUACUUCGCCGAGCGCCGUUAAUCAAUGGCGACGACAGAGACUCGAUCGAAUGCUGGUUGAAUAUUUUCUUCGAAAAGGAUAUUAUCAAACUGCAAUGAAAUUGGCUGACGCCAGUGAACUUCGUGACUUGACCAACAUUGAUGUAUUUAUGGUGUCGAAGGAAGUGGAAAAUUCACUGGCGAAUCAUGAGACAGCUCGUUGCUUGGGAUGGUGUCAUGACAAUCGUUCGAAACUUCGAAAAUUGGGCAGUACAAUGGAAUUUAAUUUACGCGUUCAAGAAUUUAUAGAAUUGGUUCGCGCCGAUCGUCGAUUAGACGCUGUGAAACACGCUAGAAAAUGCUUCUCAAAUUACGAUGAUUAUCAAUUGCAGGAGAUUCAAUGCUGCAUGGGACAAUUGGCUUUUCCUGCCAAUCCUUAUCUUAGUCCUUACAAAGAUUUGCUCGACGAAAAACGUUGGGAUAGACUUAUUGAACAGUUCCGUCACGAGAACUAUCGACUCUUUCAACUUGCAAGUCAGAGUGUUUUUACGGUUGCCCUGCAAGCUGGUUUGUCUGCUUUAAAAACACCACAAUGCUAUGGAGGCAAUAAGGAGGGACGAAAUCCAAGUUGUCCAGUUUGUAAUGAAUCUCUCAAUGAAUUGGCGAAUCCAUUGCCAUUCGCUCAUUGCUCUCAAUCGAGACUUGUGUGCAGUAUAAGUGGUACACCUCUUAAUGAAUACAAUCAACCAAUGAUGAUGCCCAAUGGCUAUGUUUAUGGUGAACAAGCUUUGGAAAAAAUGGCUCACGAGAACAAUGGAACGGUAAUCUGUCCCAAAACCAAAGAAGCAUUUGCUUAUAAAAAAAUAGAAAAGGUUUACGUUAUGUAAAAAAAAUGUUAACAUCAGAGCACAAAGUGUAUUAUAUUGUUUCUCUUCUCUCUCUCUCUCUAUAUAUAUAAUAUUAUCCUCUAAUUUAAUAGUAAUGUUUACUUAUAAAAUCUCGAAUAAAAAUAUAUUUUCAGUCAAAA
This is a messenger RNA of Leptopilina heterotoma, 1612 nucleotides long. RefSeq names its product E3 ubiquitin-protein transferase MAEA (gene Kaz). The coding region runs from base 300 to 1472 and encodes 390 amino acids. NCBI's taxonomy places the organism in Eukaryota, Metazoa, Arthropoda, Insecta, Hymenoptera, Figitidae. The record is from RefSeq and is a predicted model, not a curated record. The transcript has 5 exons. Gene Ontology annotation, biological process: proteasome-mediated ubiquitin-dependent protein catabolic process. Gene Ontology annotation, molecular function: protein binding; ubiquitin protein ligase activity. Gene Ontology annotation, cellular component: cytoplasm; nucleus; GID complex.